UUUUUCGCCGUUGGCUUCACUUAAUCUUUGGACCGAUCCUCUCCCAGUGACCUCGGCGAUAUGGAAAACCUUAUAGAACUCACUAACAAGAUUCAAGAUGUGUUUUCAACCAUUAGCUCCAGCGAUGCCCUGGACCUUCCUCAAAUUGUCGUGGUCGGAAGUCAAUCAGCCGGCAAAUCCAGUGUGCUAGAGAAUAUCGUUCAGCGCGACUUUUUACCGCGUGGAAGUGGCAUUGUAACGAGGCGACCCCUUGUUUUACAGCUCAUUACGCUGAGAGAUCCUGCAGCACAGGAUUACGCCGAAUUUCUACAUCUCGAUAAGACCAUUUACGACUUUGCUGAAGUAAGAGCAGAAAUCGAAAAGGAAACAGCCAGGUUGGCUGGCCAAAACAAGGGUAUAUCCCGCAUGCCCAUCCACCUCAAGAUAUACUCUCCAAAAGUGCUGAGCCUCACGCUUGUUGACCUUCCAGGACUUACAAAGAUACCCAUCGGUGAUCAGCCUACCGAUAUUGAGAAGCAGAUUCGAAGCCUUGUCGUGGAUUAUAUCUCAAAACCUAAUAGUAUUAUAUUAGCUAUCACACCAGCAAACAUAGAUUUGGUAAACUCUGAUAGUCUUAAGCUUGCGCGCCAGGUUGACCCUGAAGGAAAACGAACACUUGGCGUCCUUACGAAGCUGGACUUGAUGGAUGCUGGCACCAAUGCAUUGGACAUUUUGACCGGUAGAGCAUACCCGUUGCGACUAGGGUUUGUUGGUACUGUGAACCGUAGUCAGCAAGAUAUCCUGACCAACAAGGCCAUGAAAGACGCAUUAAAAGCUGAAGAAGACUUUUUCAAUCAACAUCCCGCUUACAGAAGGAUUUCCAUUCGAUGUGGAACCGAUUUUCUUAGCAAGCAAUUGAAUUCUCUGCUGUUGAAUCACAUUAAGGAGAAGUUACCGGAAAUGCGAUCCAAAUUGAAUGCAUUGAUCCACUCCACCGAACAGGAAUUACAGCAAUACGGCGACCCGGCCAUGGUUGCUGCUAAUGUACAAGGAGGACCCCUUGUACUUCGGCUGUUAACCAACUUUUCAUCGGAAUUUGUUUCUGCUAUAGACGGCACUUCUCCCAAUAUAUCUACUAAGCAAUUAUAUGGAGGAGCUCGUAUUUAUUAUAUCUUCAAUAAUGUAUUCGGACAAGCAUUGGACACCAUUGCGCCUUGUUCACAACUCAGCAAUCAUGAUAUCCGUACCGCCAUUCGCAACUCCACAGGACCACGACCAUCGUUAUUUGUGCCUGAAAUUGCAUUUGAUUUAUUGAUCAAACCUCAAAUCAAGCUUUUGGAGCCACCAAGUUUGAAGUGCGUCGAAUUAGUGUACGAAGAGCUUAUGAAGAUAUGUCAUAAUUGUGGAUCUAAGGAAUUGCAACGCUAUCCACGACUAUUUGCAAGAAUGGCAGAGGUAGUCUCGGAGCUUCUAAGAGAACAUCUAAGCCCCACAGUGACCUAUGUGGCUAGUCUCAUUGCCAUUCAGCGAGCUUAUAUCAAUACCAAUCAUCCCGAGUUCCUUGGUGCGGCUGGAGCCAUGGCCAGCCUCGAGAGCGAAGGCAAAAGGAAGAAGCGGUCGGAAAAGAAGAGGAAUUUAUCUAUCAACUCUGCAGCAUCCAAUGCUAGCAACAGCCCAAUGAUGCGACCACAGCAAGAAGGUGCUCCAAUGGUCAAUGGCGUUCAUAUUCCCAAAUUACAUGAAGAAUUCUCUGGCUUAGGAGACGAUGGGUCCCAAAAAGACUCGUUCUUGAACUAUUUCUUUGGUGGAGCCAGCAAGCAGGACCGACCUGCCCUUGGACCCCAGGACCUUAUAUCUAACGCACAAUAUGUACCACCACUGUCGAUGAAUAACAUCAUUGAAGCUGAACUUGAGAAGAAAUUAGAAGAAGUGAGCAUGGAUGGAGGAGACGACUGGGUUGCUCCACACGGCACCCAAAACCGAGAGGAUAUUGAAACUCAACUUAUUCGUUCAUUGAUUACUUCGUAUUUUAAUAUUACAAGAAAGACCAUUCGAGACAGCGUACCCAAGGCCAUUAUGCACUUAUUGGUCAAUAGUUGUCGGGAGGCGGUACAGAAUCGAUUGGUGACGGAAUUGUACAGAGACGACUUGUUCAGUGAACUCCUACAAGAAGACGAAACGCUUGCAGCUGAACGACAAAAGUGUUUGGCCAUGCUGGAUGUGUACAAACGAGCGUUCGGCAUGAUCAACGAUGCUUUGUAAAAGAUACAUGGAGUCAAAAAAAGGUGUAUGUAAUAAAAAAUAAUUCAUCCCAAUCCAAUCCAAA
Molecule: messenger RNA, 2305 nt
Organism: Umbelopsis ramanniana AG
Lineage: Eukaryota; Fungi; Mucoromycota; Umbelopsidomycetes; Umbelopsidales; Umbelopsidaceae
Exons: 10
Coding region: 61-2241 (726 amino acids)
Biological process (GO): mitochondrial fission; peroxisome fission
Cellular component (GO): membrane; cytoplasm; peroxisome
Molecular function (GO): GTP binding; microtubule binding; GTPase activity
Source: RefSeq, a predicted model, not a curated record